Molecule: messenger RNA, 1737 nt
Organism: Octodon degus (degu)
Lineage: Eukaryota; Metazoa; Chordata; Mammalia; Rodentia; Octodontidae
Gene: Slc15a5
Product: solute carrier family 15 member 5
Exons: 9
Coding region: 1-1737 (578 amino acids)
Biological process (GO): transmembrane transport
Cellular component (GO): membrane
Molecular function (GO): transmembrane transporter activity
Source: RefSeq, a predicted model, not a curated record
AUGUCUGAUGCAGACUUUACAAUAACUGCUGAUAACAUAGCCUUACAGCCCAAUUUUGAGAAGGAGAAAACAGUAAAACACAGUGGCUUUUUUUUGUGGCCAUAUUCUAUGACAAAACUUCAGGUGGGGAUCUGCCUGCUGCUGGUGGAGCUGUGUGAGAGAUUCGCUUUCUUUGAAGUCGUCUGCAACAUGAUUCCCUUUUGCACUGUGAAGCUUGGCUAUAGGAAUUACCAAGCAGCCAUUGUGAAUCUGUGCUUUAUCGGAACUUCAGUCCUUGCCCCUGUGUUUGUGGGACAGCUUGCUGACGGCUGCCUAGGAAGAAACAAGCUGGUGUGCGUUGGCUUAUUUCUGCACUUCCUUGGCACUGCUUUGUUGUCCGCAGUUGCUUUUCCCAUGGAAGAUCUCUACCUAGGCACUUACCAUGUGGUAAACAACAUACCCACAAAGGAGCAGAACAGGCUAUUUUUUGUGGCACUGCUGGCCAUCUGCCUGGGCACAGGAGGAAUCAGAGCCGUUGUUUGUCCACUGGGUGCUUAUGGCCUUCAGGAAUGUGGAUCAAAGAAACAAACGUCAUUUUUUCACUGGUUUCAUUGGCUCAUGAACCUAAUUGCGACUGUCGUGUUUCUGGGAAUUUCGUAUGUCCAGUAUUCCCGACCCUGGGCCUUUGUUUUACUUGUUCCUUUUGUGUCUGCACUCAUGGCUCUCAUAACUCUUCAUAUGAUCCGCAAUAAACUGAUCCAUCAGCCAGAAAAAUGUUGCUCCCUUCUGAUAGCAUUUGGGGUGUUUGCUCACAUGCUGAAAACAUGCUGCCUGAGUUGCCAUUUGGGCACAGUUGUGACAAGCUGGCUAGACCACACCAAGAAAAAAAAUGGUGACCGCUAUAGUAAGCCCCAUGUGGAAGACACAAAGUUUUUCCUCACCCUUCUCCCCUUCUUCAUUUUUCAAGUCCUAUACAGAAUGUGCAUUAUGCAGAUUCCUUCAGGCUAUUAUCUACAAACAAUGUAUUCCAACCUCAGUUCCGGUGGAUUUCUUCUGCCAAUUGCAGUAAUGAAUGCCAUCAGCAUCCUGCCAUUAUUAAUUCUGAUUCCUUUCAUGGAGUACUUCAGCUCCUGCUUGUUUCCCUGGAAGAGAGAUGGACCAUUUCUGUCAGCAUGUCUUAUUGCUGGAAAUCUUGCUGCGGCGCUGUCAGUGAUGAUAGCCGGCUGCUUUGAAAUACACCGGAAGCAGUUUCCUCCAAUGGAGCAGCCUUGUUCAGGCAAAGUCCUCGCCGUUUCCUCCAUGCCUGGUCUCCACCUGGUGCUUCAGUACAUUUUACUCGGUGUGGCUGAAACCCUGGUAAACCCAGCCUCCUCUGUGAUAGUGUACAGAUUUGUCCCACACACCAUCAGAGGGACGUCUAUGAAUUUUUUGACACUCUUCAAUGGAUUUGGUUGUUACACAGGGGCGCUGCUGGUGAAGUUGGUUUAUCUCAUCUCGGAAGGCAAUUGGUUUCCAAACACAUUAAACAAAGGCAAUUUAGAAAGUUUCUUCUUCCUGCUGGCGUCAUUAACACUGUUGAAUGUCCUGGGAUUCUGGAGUGUCUCACGGAGAUAUUGUAGUCUAAAUCAUUUUAAUGCUCAGAACAUCAGUGGAAAUAAUCUUGAAGAAACACUUCUUCUCCAUGAAAAGUCUCUGAAAGUUUAUGGCAGUAUACAGGAAAUUUCUUCAAGUAUUGAUCUUGGGGAGACAGCCUUAUGA